GACGAGAGUAUAUGGAGUGUAUCUCGACGGGGAGACUCCGCCUCGUAUUGGUGGUGUCGAGUUGCUGCUGCCGAUUCAGGUGAUGCUUAUGAAGUAUUUGAGUCAAUGUCUCACAGAAAUUCAAGCUUAUUUAGUUCAGCAAGUAUGUGCUCAUAAUUAAAGGAUCUCAAUUAAAGGUCUGAUAUCAGAGUGGACUUUACAGACCUACUGGUCAUCUCUCAAUGAAUGUGAACAUGUUCUUGCAUCAUAAAUUAGUGCGUUAUACAAAUUUAUUAGUGCAGAUCUCUUAAUUCAAUGGUGUUGUGCUCGUUUACCCAAAUAUAUUAUAUGGGAAUUUGAGUUUUAUAUUUCAUUGUUUCUUGUGUAAGAUGCCAAUUUUACUGAGUGGAUUCUCAAAGUGGAGAGUACAAAACUAAAAAAUGGAAGACAAAAAUCUCAAUUAAACCAAAUAACUUGAUUUUUGUAAGACGGAUUGAAUUGUUUAGUGUAUGAAUGCGCUGUUCUUCUCUUGAAGUUUGGAUAAUUUCAAAUCUGUCGGUGAAAAUUUGAAACUGCAGAGUGGGCUUUAUAAAGCUACUCCUCAUCUUUCAAUCUGUCUAUAAUGAGUAGUAUCUCAUCUAUUCUCUGCUAACUUAUUUUCAAUUCAGUAUUGUUUCUUAGAUACAAGCUUCUUCGUACUUUUUUUGGUUUAUCAGUUUCAUAUUUUUUUUCAUAAUGGAUUCGGAAGGGGUUCUUGUUAGUGGUCUGACUGAAAUCGUGAAGAAAUUGCCGGUUAUUUCUCAACACAUUAGUCCGGCAUGGGGUGUUACAGAUGAUCUAAGGAAACUUUUGAAAACCUUGGAGUCAAUACAAGCUUUAAUUUCUGAUGCUGAGGAGAAACAAAUUAACAAUGCUACCGUAGGAAUUUGGUUAAGAAGGCUCAAAGACGUUGUUUAUGAUGUAGAUGAUGUUAUGGAUGAAAUCUGUUAUGAAACCAUGCGUCAUUCCGAAAGAGAAAAUAACCUCAAGCUCAAGGUACGCAACUUUAUCAGUAAAUCCUCCAAUCCACUAGUGUUUCACUUUAAGAUGGUUAUUAAAAUCCGAGGUAUAAAAAAAGACUUGGAUGAAAUUUACAAUGAUCAAGUCAGAUAUUCCUUGAAUGCUACUGGUACUUCUCAAGUCGAUCAAACUAGAGAGCAACGUAAUCGGCUAACUACAUCUGUUAUAGAUGAUUCUGUGUUUAUCGGCAGGGAGAACGCAAUAUCAGACAUAGUAAAGACGCUGACCAACAAAUUGUUUUCUUCAGUGUCUCCGUCAUUAACAUCGUCUGACAAUUCUUCUUUUCAAAAGCAACUUUCGGUCGUGUCCAUUAUGGGUAUGGGGGGUCUGGGUAAGACUUCGUUAGCUCAGAUGGUAUACCAGGACAAGUCAAUAGAAACACACUUCAAACAAAAAAUGUGGGUUUGUGUGUCUGACAAGUUUGAUGUCUAUAGGAUCUUAAAAGAAAUCUUAGAGUCCAUUACUGGUGUUUCAUGUGGAGAUCAUUCAAAUGUUGAUGUGCUGGCGAGACAAGUCAAGAAAAAACUAAUGGGUAAGAAUUACCUGUUAGUAUUGGAUGAUCUAUGGAAUGGAGAUGCUAAAGCUUGGGAAAAACUGAAGGAAGUCCUUGUCAAUGGUGGUGAAGGCAGCAAAUUAUUAGUCACCACACGCAGCCAAAAAGUUGCAUCGAUCGUUGGCGGUAAGGUGCACAAUUUACAAAAAUUAACAGAUGAUGCUUGUUGGUCUAUCAUGCAGAAAAAAAAUUCAUUUCCAGGUGGAGCAGCACUCACAAAAAAUAUGUCUAAUAUUGGGCGGGGCAUAGCGAAGAAAUGCGACGGCUUACCACUUGCUGCAAACUUUCUUGGAAGUUUAUUAUACUUAAACAGAGACGAAAGCUACUGGAAUUCAAUCAAUAACGAUAAUAACUUGUGGUUUCAACCGGAAAAUAAAAGAGUCAUAUCAAUCUUGAAACUAAGCUAUGAUAAUUUAUCUUCACCUUUGAAACAAUGUUUUUCUUAUUGUUCUUUAUUUCCCAAAGACUGGGAAAUUGAAAGAGCAAUAUUGAUUCGAAUGUGGAUGGCGGAGGGAUUCAUUCAUCUACCUGCAGAUGAGGUAAAUAAUAGAUCUUUAGAAGAUAUAGGAAAUGAUUAUUUUGAGUUUUUGUUGCGGAACUCAUUCUUUCAGGAUGUAAAGAAGGACGAAAUUGGUGUCAUCCUCAGGUGUAAGAUGCAUACUCUCGUGCAUGAUCUUGCAAUGAGUGUUGUAGAUCGUAAUGAAUUUGGGUUUGACGGGAAGGAAGUGGUUUCUCUAGUUCGUCGUAUACAAUUGGUAUUUGACAUUGGAUCGUCGACAACAAAUGCCGAAGUGUUGUCUGAGGCAAAAAAGUUGCGAUCAGUUAUUGUGCUUCAUCCAGAGUAUUGUUCCCAAGUCAGUAGUUUUUCUUCAGUUGAGCGGUUACGCACAUUGUAUCCUCUCGGUGGCUGGUAUGCAAAAAUUUCCUUCUCGAUUCCUAAAUUUAAACAUUUGAGGUUCUUGGACCUCUCAAAUUGUGAAUUUGAUUUAGCACCUGAUGUGUCAUUAAGUCAUUCUCACAAUUUGCAGACAUUGAUUCUGCAUAGAUGCAAAAAUGUUUCUGGGUUUCUUCGUGAAACUGGGGCUUUGAGAAAUUUGAGGCAUCUCGAUGUCUCAAAAUCUGAUAUUGAAGCUCUACCUAAUGAUUUUAUUGUUAGCCUCACUAAUUUGCAGACGUUGGAUCUUUAUGAGUGUAUUCAGUUUGAAGCCUUACCUGAACAAAUUAGUUUUUUGAAACAUCUACGUCACCUGAACCUUGCAUAUUCAUCAAUUACUCAAAUACAUAGUUCCAUCUCUUGCAUUACCAAUUUAAUGGCGUUGAAUUUUGAGUAUUGUUGGAACUUAGAUGCCUUACCUAGAGAACUAGGAGCUUUGACACGAUUAAGGUGCCUUGAUUUGUCAUAUACUAAGAUCAAAGUAUUGCCAGAAUCUUGCAUUAGCAACCUCUGUAAUUUGGAGAUAGUUGAUUUCGGAUUUAAUUGUGGGCUUCCCAGAGAAAUUAAGAAUUGGCGGAAAUUAAGGCGGUUUACACACCACAGAGAAGGAGAUAAUAUGCCUAGAGGUAUGGAAAAGCUAACUUGUCUGGAAACAUUGUGCUCAUACAUGGUAAGGAAAGAAGCAGAUGUUCAUAGUGGGAUAAAAGAGUUAGCAGUGCUCAACUCCCUUCAGGUGUUGUACAUAGAAAGGUUACAGAAUGUUAGAGGAGGAAGAGAAGAUGCAGAGAGAGCAAAGUUAAAGGAUAAGAAAAAUUUGAAGGAAUUAUAUUUAACUUGGAGCUCAGAUGAAGAUGUUGAAGAUGAUGAUAUGGUUUUUGAGGGUCUUCGUCCUCACUCCAAUUUGAGAAAGCUGGAAAUACGUGGUUUCUCGGGUUUAAAUCUUCCGAAGUGGAUGGGUUCAUCGUCUAAUUGCCUGCUUCUGGUCUCAUUAUCCCUACAGAAUUGCAACAGCUGUGAGAAUCUUCCGGCUCUAGGUAUGCUCCAAAGUCUUAAGACUCUUUUGAUUCAGAAAAUGAAGUCAGUCAAGUUUUUGGGUAGAGAAUUUUAUUACCAGCAACAACAAGAAGAAGAAGAAAGUAGGAGUACCCAGAACUCUGCAACUACAGCAUCAUCAUUAUUCCCUUGUUUAGUUGAGUUAAUAAUCAAUAACAUGGAAAAUCUGGAAGAAUGGGUUGCUCCUCCUCCUUCAUCUAAUUUUUGUGCUAAUUCUUUCCCUCUCCUUGAGUCGCUAUACAUGCAGGAUUGUCCAAAACUGAGAAGCGCACCAAAUUCAUUCUCUUCUCUUAAGGAAUUGAGAUUAAUGGAAACCAACGGCAAGGCAGUAAACUCAAUCUUAUCUGCAGGAGGUUGUCUGACCUUUCUCACAUCCAUUGAUAUAUCAGAAUCUCCAGAGCUAAUAUAUUUCCCUCUGGGCGUACUACUUCAAAACAAUACUCCCAAUCUUCAUUCGCUAACGAUCAGUAAUUGCUCCGACUUUCAAGGUUUUCGUGAUGAUAUUCAUGUAAGCGACAGCAGCAGCAGCAGAAGCAGCAGUUCUCUCCAUGUGUUGGCAUUAAUAAGUUGCCCUGUUUUAACAUCUCUACCGGAUUUACGAUUUUGGACUUCUCUCCGGAGAUUAAGCAUAUGUGAGUGCCACAAAUUGAAGGAGUCUAUACCCUAUGAUCUCAACACAUUAGUCUCCUUUCUUGAUUUGCUCGAAGUCGAUUUUAUUGAAAGAGAAGAUGAGGAGAGCGACGAGGAGAGCAGCUAGGAGAUUCAGAUGAUUGAGGAAUCGUCUUAAUAAAUUUUGCUAGCUGAAACUCAUUCUUGUCUUCUGGUACCACCUCAUCCAGUUACUGUCAACAGGAAGAGGUGAUGGAAGCAUUGAUAUUCAAAUGGGUAACAAUGUGCGCUGUACUGCAUUGAUAUGCUGUUACAACAAACAAAACAAAUUUGAUACCAUGAAGACCAAUUUUUCCCAUAUUACACUGUUAUGUUAAAAGUUGUCACUUAAUAUGACACGAGAUGGAUACUUAUCAUGAGAUGAGUAGGUCCGCUAAAGUAAUAGUUUCAAAGGACUUCAGCAAA
Messenger RNA from Papaver somniferum (opium poppy), 4652 nucleotides. RefSeq names its product putative disease resistance protein RGA3. The record is from RefSeq and is a predicted model, not a curated record. Lineage: Eukaryota; Viridiplantae; Streptophyta; Magnoliopsida; Ranunculales; Papaveraceae. Gene Ontology annotation, biological process: defense response to other organism. Bases 715 to 4335 code for a protein of 1206 amino acids. Gene Ontology annotation, molecular function: ADP binding. The transcript has 4 exons.